Phytophthora sojae is the source of this 702-nucleotide messenger RNA. RefSeq lists its product as hypothetical. The annotation marks the transcript as partial. Lineage: Eukaryota; Oomycota; Peronosporomycetes; Peronosporales; Peronosporaceae. The transcript has 2 exons. The record is from RefSeq and is a predicted model, not a curated record.
UUGUAUGCUUCCCUCCACGACAACGAUUAUGCGCGAGCGUACGCUAAGGAGCGACUUCAACUGUCAGAGGAUGCUCGUCGUGGCCGCGAUUCGAAGUGGCUACUUAACAAAGGGGGUGUCCGCCUUCGUGAGCAGUGGUGUGCGCUUCCUUCUCCAAAACGGCGACGGCUUCUUCAGGAGACACCUGACCUGUCGUUUCCAGAAGGGGAUGAUGGAAUACUAGAUGAAAGGCGUCGACGGUCGUCUUCUGCGAUUCAACUCUCGCCGUCAGUCAUGGAGUCCGAACGGGAGUUGUCUGCUACUGAUAUGACAUCGCCAGAUGUGGCCGACAAAGUAGUUCGCAUGGCGAAUACACGCAGCAAUUACCACCAAAUACUGUGCGAAGAGCAUCGAUUGCGUGUCCGCGCUGAAUACAACCGCGGAAGCCUCGCAGGGGUGCUCGAGUCAGCGGCGUCCAGUGUCAUUAGCGCUGUGGCUCUAGCUAAGGCUGAUUGCCCAACAACGAGUGACGAGGCUUUUGCUGCAGUUUGUACACGACUUACGUGUGUUCUAGGAACGAUGUUGGGAACAGCUCAUUUCGAUCCAGAUCCUGACGAUGACCAACCAUCCCGAGCCUUUUCUGAAUCUCGAAUCCAGGCAGCGCGCCGGAAAUACGAUGUCAGCGUGCGGGAACUGCAGCAGCAUGUGAUGAAGAGCACGUAG